Puccinia graminis f. sp. tritici CRL 75-36-700-3 is the source of this 1863-nucleotide messenger RNA. RefSeq lists its product as uncharacterized. The coding region runs from base 1 to 1863 and encodes 620 amino acids. The transcript is spliced from 4 exons. The record is from RefSeq and is a predicted model, not a curated record. Lineage: Eukaryota; Fungi; Basidiomycota; Pucciniomycetes; Pucciniales; Pucciniaceae.
AUGGAAUUUUUGGAUGAAUCGAACCUCCCAGCUGCCUUCCAAGGUGAGCAGACUCAAGAGUCUCAACUCAUGCCAUCCCCCGGUCACCAGCCCUACGAGCCUUUGUUCACCCAAAUGGAACCCGGCGAGAACACCUUUCCAAUCCCCAACAUUUAUCAACAACCGGCGCACAACAACGGCCCAACAGUCCCGGCCACGGCCGGGCAUCCGACUGCCGCAAGAGUCGUCCCAGCAGCUCCAUCUACUCCCCUGAACGUUCGGUCGGCGCCGCUUCACAUGGGCGAGGUGGCAACGGUCCCAGCUAGUUCCAAUCCUGCAACCCCUCACGGCGGCGGCACCGGCGUCGGACCUCGCAUGUCAGCCUCGCGCGAAGAUACCGAGGCCACGGGCAAGCUGGUCCACCUGGACUACUUGUUCUUUGUCCGAUCCGCCACCACGCUUUUGACCCAGGCCCAAGUGGCGCGCCGGGCGCCCGCGGCCCCCCGAAGGGAGUGGGAGAAAAUCGUACCAUCGCAAGAUCAACUCCCGGUCUGGCGAUGUGACCUCACGAGGUACACAAUGGUCGAGUUCCAGGACCUUGUCAUUCGCAAGCUCGGGGAGACUCGGAAUCAUCUAGCCGGGCUCCUGCACUCGGAAAACAGCUUGGGAGCCAUUAGGUGGCAGUUGAUCAUUGCCGGGAGUCGUGUUUACGGGCCAAAGAAGUUGGUUUUUAUGACGAACGAGAUGGGAUUCCGAGAUUUUGCGGACGCGGUCGCCGACAGUGGGAACGCAAAGGUUACUGUCCGUUUGACAAUGGAAGACCCGCAGGCUCGAGCAAGACAACAAGAGGCUGAGCGCCUGCCUUUGGAACGCCUUCGCGCACGUCAGGCAAUGAAUCCCCGCGCAGAUGUUAACGGCAAUCCGACGGCCCCAUUUGUUGCCCAGUUGACCGCGCACAUCUUGGCAACUUAUGGGGGCGGGACCGAGUCAUUGUGGAUAGGACACCCAACCGAUCCAUUGCUCGGAAUGCAAAUCCACACCCAGCGGCUUUGGGCUUGGGCACGUUGCAUCAUGCAUGGCCUAAACCCGGCCGUGGACAUGGACCACCCACCCGAGACCGACGCUUUUGUGUGGAUCAAUCGCCCAACACCCACACUGGCCGCCCGGGCAGCAGCUCGUCAAGCCGCUGCCGAUUUGGCUUCCGGUCCUAACGUCGCCCGCCACACGGGGGGCGAUAACAACCCUGUCCCCCCAACCAAUACGCCGACACGCCCGGCCGACCGCCCGUCCGCUGAGGCUGCCUCCUCAAUUCGACCCCAGCGACCCACGAAUGAUGUUAGGGCCUUGACAGAAGCCCCGCGGACCCCCAUUGAUGGGCAAAUGACAGCCCGCCGUCAGGCGACUCCCCAGCCCGCCAGUCUCUCUGCAUUGGCCCACGGUGGAAAUACAGCCGCCAUCGGAGUGAAUCCUUCCUCCGCAAGUGUCCCCCGGCCUGUGGCCACAUGGAAAGGCAGCCGCGGGAUGAUCAGACCAAAACGGGUGGGGGUCAGCGAGGUUGCCCGCGUGCCAGUCCCAUCGCUCACUCAAUCGGACAUUGAGGUGUCGGCCCCCGCCGCCGGCUCCAACGAGGCGCCCAACUUACCCCAGUCGACGACCGCGCCCGAGGAAGUCAUCAGCAUAUCUAGCCCAGGCUCAGAGGUCCAGAUCAUUGGUCCUCCUGGAGGGAAGACAAUCAAUGGUCCACACGCAGGCGUCGAUCGGCAAUCCGCGCGGAUGUUCCCAUACUCGUCUGACGUUCAAGGGCGCAAGUACCCACGCAGCCCCGAUGGGAGCAUGGUGGCGCGAUCCUACCUCAAGGCACCCCUCGCCGGAGGAAACCCGUGA